AUGCCAUCAUCUGCCGAGCAAACUUUCAGCAUUUAUGAGCUUGCUGAGCAUAUAAUCCUGCAGCUGGAUAAUCCUGUGGAAAUCAUUCGCGCCCAGCGAGUUUGCCGUAACUGGAGAGACGUUAUCCAAACAUCCCCAGUCCUCCAGGAGGCCUGCUGGUAUCAAUCCAGUACUACGGACGCUCAAACGCGGUCAAUUUCCAAUGAACAGACAUGGAAACUGAACCCUGCUUUCAACCGAAUAGGCGUCUCAAUAUCCCGAGAUAAAGCAAAGGGUGGAGAUCAAGACCAGGGGGAUUUCAGCUUGGAGGAAGACUUCUACGACGAACCUGGAUCAUGGACGACCAUGCUGGCCACGCAGCCUCCCUGCCAGCGAAUGCUGGUUGAAUGCUACGGCGACUACUGUGAUGAUGAGAUAAUUUUCUAUCUAAUCGUAUCCAUGACCGGCUCUCUCCUUAUGGGCGACAUCAUGGCUGUUCUAGGAGAAUGCCGGAAUCGACAGCAAUACGGCCUAGACCGGUGGUGUGGAAUACGCCACUAUACAGGCCUGUUAGUCCGAUGGGAGGAGGACUACUGGGAAGGCUAUAGCUGGGUUGCUCUUGACAAAAUGCCGGAUGAUGUGUCAAUUAAUGUUGCGAUUGAGAUGCCUUGGGGAUCGGGGGGGUGCCCUGCCUUUUCUCUUCGGCGCGUCUACGGCACCGAGCACUUUCUGCAUGAAAUGAUCCUGCAUAAGAUGAUCAUGGGUCAAGGGCAUGAGUAUCAGUGGGAGUAUGCUUCAUCGGUCCCCCAAUACCGCCCUACGUGCAAGACAAAAUACAAGGCAAAUCUGUUGGUUGUAAAGGAGUAUCAGGAGGGAUAUCUGUCGACUUGCAGUAAUGUCUUCCGCCUACUAUCUGAUGUCAGUCAUUGA
This is a messenger RNA of Aspergillus lentulus, 909 nucleotides long. Its product is annotated as F-box protein. Gene Ontology annotation, molecular function: protein binding. The record is from RefSeq and is a predicted model, not a curated record. NCBI's taxonomy places the organism in Eukaryota, Fungi, Ascomycota, Eurotiomycetes, Eurotiales, Aspergillaceae.